AGCCAGCGUGAAAUAAGAAAACAGCCUCUCCAAUCUGCAUAGUGCAUACAGCUGAAUCGAAACUUCAAAACAAAAAAUCAAACAAGAAAAGACCAGAAAAAUGCAGAAACCCCGUAAAAGAAAGCAGGCCGAGCUGCAUCCCCGGCCACAGUCUCGAACCAAACCAGCCAGAGCCACCAUUUGCCUCAACAAACCCACCAGCGACCCGUAUCCAACCCACCCUCGGCCCACCCCAGAGGAAUGUCGAGCCGUGCUGGACGACCUCUUGGUUCUCCAUGGCUUCCCCCAAGAGUUCGCCAAGUACCGCAGACAAAGACCAACCUCUUCUGAUGAUGAAACUCACGGUUUUCCGAAACCAGAGCCAUUGGAUGGGGAUGCCCAGGAGAGCGUUUUGGACGGUUUGGUUAAAACUGUGCUCUCGCAGAACACUACGGAAGUCAAUUCUCUGAGGGCUUUUGAUUCUCUCAAGUCUGCCUUUCCCACUUGGGAAGAUGUCCUUUCGGCUGAAUCCAAAUGUAUAGAGAAUGCUAUAAGAUGUGGAGGUUUAGCCCCGACUAAGGCUUCUUGCAUUAAGAAUAUAUUGAGUUGUUUGCUUGAGAAAAAAGGAAAAUUAUGCUUGGAGUACUUGCGAGAUUUGUCAGUUGGUGAAAUUAAGGCUGAGCUCUCGCAAUUCAAAGGAAUUGGCCCCAAAACGGUGGCUUGCGUGUUGAUGUUCCAUCUUCAGCAAGAUGAUUUUCCAGUGGACACACAUGUAUUUGAGAUUGCAAAGGCCAUUGGUUGGGUACCAGCUCUGGCUGACAGGAACAAGACAUAUCUUCAUCUCAAUAAAAAGAUCCCGAACGAACUCAAGUUUGAUUUGAACUGUCUCCUGUAUACACAUGGUAAGCUCUGCCGUAGAUGCACCAAGAGAGUGGGUAAGCAGCAAAGAAAGGAGUCCCAUGAGAGCUCCUGUCCUCUAUUAAAUUACUGCAAGAACUCUGAAUCUGAAACCAGUUAACAAAUUCAAUUAGAGGUUUUUAA
Molecule: messenger RNA, 1020 nt
Organism: Corylus avellana
Lineage: Eukaryota; Viridiplantae; Streptophyta; Magnoliopsida; Fagales; Betulaceae
Product: DNA glycosylase superfamily protein
Biological process (GO): base-excision repair
Molecular function (GO): catalytic activity
Source: RefSeq, a predicted model, not a curated record